UAUUUUCAAAGAUUUUGAAGCGUAUUCAACUUCCAAUCCUUUCCUUUUUCUUCUCCAAUACCUUCCUUCAUGAUUCUUCAUCUUCAAAUCAUUGUUGCGGAAAUUGGGGAAAGUUAUGUUUGGGUUUUUGAAGAACAUCCAUUAAUGGCAGACGGAACAACACCUAAUAGGGUUACUCGAGCCUCUGCCGAUAAAAUGGCUGCUGAAAGGCGUUCCAAGAAUAUUCAUGAUCCUCGAAGAGUUCAAAAUCCCCCAAUUGCAAAAUCUUCAAAGAAAAUAGAUUCGGCUACAGUCACGAAGAGGAGAAAAACUACUGAUAUUGUUCCGGGAAGCAAGGGGAAACAAGUCGUAGAGGCUGAAGCGGAAGAAGAGCAAUUACCUGCGAAGAAACAGGUAUUUCUUUGAAUAUAUGUGGUUUUUAUGUUAAUAAAUGUAUGUGUAGCUAAAAUGUAUUUCAAUCUCUACUAUUACUGAUGUUCAAUUCCUGGGACUUUGAUCUUUUAACGAAUCAUGUGUUUUGACACAUGUAUAGAUGUGUUCUUGAACA
Molecule: messenger RNA, 547 nt
Organism: Lycium barbarum (goji berry)
Lineage: Eukaryota; Viridiplantae; Streptophyta; Magnoliopsida; Solanales; Solanaceae
Exons: 3
Coding region: 70-405 (111 amino acids)
Source: RefSeq, a predicted model, not a curated record